UCACUCAGUCAGCUUCCUGUUCACCUGGUCACAUCGCAUCUAAGGAUGGCUUCCCUCCACGUUUUUGUUUGUUUGCUGGGACUGUUUGUCCUGUGCCACUCUGACUGCUUCUUCCAGGGGUUAGCACUGAAAGAUGUGAAUAACCCUCCAAAAGGGUGUGUGGACAAGGAUGGAAAGCAGCAUGAUUUUGGCUCUGAAUGGGAAAGGGACUGCAUGGCGUGCUCUUGUACAAACGAGGGCCUGAGCUGCUGUAGCAAGAUCCCUGACGCAGCCACAGUAGAAAUCCCUGAUGAAUGUGAGCUGGUUGUGCACAAGGAAACCUGCUCUGCUAAGGUCCUGUUGAAGUCAGACAAGACAAAGGAGUGUCAGCCUAUGUGAACACACGACAAGCUGACCUCUACACGUUGGGGACAACGGAGGUCCAAACUUGUCAUCAGUCUUUCUCAUGAUUCAUAUUUGAUCAACUAUUUUAGGGCGCAUAUAUGAGCCACAAAUCCAAAUUAAGAACAGAUUAAUCUUGUCUUUCUUGUCAUUUUUGAAAGUUUUUGACAAUAAAGAUAAAACCUAAA
Messenger RNA from Pungitius pungitius (ninespine stickleback), 569 nucleotides. RefSeq names its product beta-microseminoprotein (gene msmb). Lineage: Eukaryota; Metazoa; Chordata; Actinopteri; Perciformes; Gasterosteidae. The transcript has 4 exons. The record is from RefSeq and is a predicted model, not a curated record. The coding region runs from base 46 to 378 and encodes 110 amino acids.